Molecule: messenger RNA, 1906 nt
Organism: Hipposideros armiger (great roundleaf bat)
Lineage: Eukaryota; Metazoa; Chordata; Mammalia; Chiroptera; Hipposideridae
Gene: PIGL
Product: phosphatidylinositol glycan anchor biosynthesis class L
Exons: 7
Coding region: 1017-1775 (252 amino acids)
Cellular component (GO): endoplasmic reticulum
Molecular function (GO): N-acetylglucosaminylphosphatidylinositol deacetylase activity
Source: RefSeq, a predicted model, not a curated record
UGAUCUUCCUGGGUUGCCCCGCGCCUGUCCGCUCACGUCUCCCCGCGGCCUGCGGCGGCUGUCCCCUCAAGCGAAAACAGGCCGGGGCAGCGCCGUUCUGUGCCUGACCAGUGCGCUGCGGUCGCGCACCUGAGGUGGGGCGCCCCCCGCGAGCCGACCGACUGCCCCGCACUACGGGCCUUUCCCCGAACGUGGGAAAUGGAGGGACCCAAGGCCAUGCCUCGGGUCCUGCGACCCCCUCCGCGGCGCGGCGAGAUGGCGGCGGCCUCCUGGGUCCCCGGGCUUGCGGGGAGGGAAGCCCGUCUCCACGUACUGGGAGCCGGAGGAGUGCACGUCGAUCUACCCAAGAUAUUUUCCAGGGCCCCGGCUGUAAAUCACACCAAGACUUCACUGAAAUACGGGCGAAGCCGAUUUGUCCAUGAUGUCGGUCUUCAAAGUCACUCCGCACAGGAGCCUGUGGCCCUUGCGACUACGAAGUGCGCUCUCAGCCGUAGCCUUCUAAUUAAAUGACUGAACGGUUCAUCGUAACCGCAUACUUUUCCUUUAGAGAAGCCACCGCUCCCCAACCAAAAACAGGAAAAACAAUCGGUCUUCAUCCGGAUAAGAGGCUAACUAUAUAGUUACGAGAAAGUCCUGGGUUUUAAGAAAUGGUGAAGAGGAGGGUACCCGUACUCAAGAUGUGGGGUUUAUUUUAGGAAACGCUUCCCUUUAAACCUAUUGUACUGUGAGGACAGGGGUAGAAAACUGGACGGGAAAGGAUUCCGUUCAACUUUGAAACCAAGCUGGUACAGACCUCGUAAAUGCUGCAUAGUGGAGAGAACUCGAUAAAGAAGUGCUGGGAGGCGUCAGUGUAAAACCACAACAGGAACCCGACAUUUAAACCCUCAAGCCAUCCGAGCGUGUUGGCAGGAUGGACUUCAAGUCGGAACGCAAUUUCCGCGAGUGCAGUUUUCCCGCGGGAGUCAGGGUCAGCGGCACCUUUUCCUAUUGCGCAGGCGCAGUGCCACUUACCGAGCAUGGAAGCGGUGGGCGUUCUGGGUUUGGCAGUGGUGGUCCUAGCGUCCGUCUUCUUCUGGGUGUGGGACUACUUGGAACGAAUGAAGGGUCAGGAACAGGCAGGCCUGUUGGGAGGCGAAAGCCGUACCCUCCUGGUUAUCGCGCACCCCGACGAUGAAGCCAUGUUCUUUGCUCCCACUGUGCUAGGCUUGGCCCGCCUGAGGCACCGAGUGUUCCUGCUCUGCUUCUCUGCAGGAAAUUACUACAAUCAAGGGGAGAUUCGUAAAAAAGAACUUCUACAGAGCUGUGAUGUCUUGGGAAUUCCACCCUCCAGUGUAAUGAUUAUUGACAACAGGGAUUUCCCAGAUGACCCAGAUGUGCAGUGGGACACAGAGCAUGUGGCCAGCGUCCUUCUCCGGCACAUAGAAGUGAAUGGCAUUAACCUGGUGGUGACUUUCGAUGCAGGGGGUGUAAGCGGCCACAGCAAUCAUGUUGCUCUGUACGCGGCCAUGAGGACCCUGCACUCAGAAGGGAAGCUACCUAAAGGGUGCUCUGUGCUCACGCUUCAGUCUGUGAACAUGCUGCGCAAGUACAUCUCCCUUCUGGACCUGCCCUUUUCUCUGCUUCAUACCUGCGAUGUCCUCUUCGUGCUCACCAGCAAAGAAGUGGCACAGGCUGAGAGAGCCAUGUCCUGCCACCGCAGUCAGCUCCUGUGGUUCCGCCGCCUCUACGUGCGCUUCUCCCGCUACAUGAGAAUCAACUCGCUGCACUUCCUCUAAAGCCGGGAAGCCUUUUUGGAUCCAAGGAACAAGGGGAGAAAAACGACCAGGAAGCCUGGGGGUGUGGUCUGGAGCUGGUUUAUCUCCCUGGGGCCAAAGGAGAUCCCAGCCUGGGUGGCCCCCCAGAACUC